This is a messenger RNA of Colletotrichum abscissum, 345 nucleotides long. RefSeq lists its product as uncharacterized. NCBI's taxonomy places the organism in Eukaryota, Fungi, Ascomycota, Sordariomycetes, Glomerellales, Glomerellaceae. Bases 1 to 345 code for a protein of 114 amino acids. The transcript is spliced from 2 exons. The record is from RefSeq and is a predicted model, not a curated record.
AUGCCUACCUCGCUCGAUUCUUCUCGUCCCAUCAUGGCUCCCUCUGUGCGUACCUCUGUGCGAUACAGCACAUAUAGCAUGGCGCCCUCAUUUGCCAACACCAUUCAGACAAACGAUUCGGCUCACGCCGAGAUCACCGACAUCGCUGUUGGCCUCGACCGCAUGGAGAACAAGGCCCUCAGCUCUCAAAGGGUUACUCUGAGCGAGGAGAAGAGCGCAAACCUGAGCAAGCUAGCUCUGGGUGCCAAGUUGGAACGCGCGCUGGACAGGAGAAUGAGCAGCCAGGAUGCCGUCAUGCGUCCGCGCGGCAAGACCUUGAACGAGAAGCCUGCUCAGGCUGCGUAG